CACAAAAAAAAACAUAUACGAUAACAUAAAAAAAAAUACACACAAAAUAAAUAAUAAAAAAACUUCUCAAUGUCCCUCUAUGGAAAUCCUCGCAUUUAAAGUUUAAUACCACAAAAAAAGAAGUUCCCUAAAAUAAGACAAAAACUACCGAAAUCAGCAGCAACGUACACGCACACAUACAUAUAAGCAUAAACGAAAGCAUUCAGCGAAACCACAAUAAAAGAAUUCAUUAAUCAAGUAAUCAAGUGUUUUUCGAAGUCACUAAACCAAAAAAAAAGUUCAAGAUCGACGCAUUUUGCUUAGGCGUUCAUAAAACGAAAAAGUAAUUGUAUGAAAAAUCGUGUAACUAAAAUAAAACUCGUUCAAUAAUUGCAUUAAUAUAUUAUAAAAUCGCCUACAUUUUAGGAUUAUAUUGAAAUAUGAUUGUCUGUUACAAAUAACGGUGUUGUGUGAAGUAGGAUUAGAGUAUAUCAAAUAGCAACUAGAAUUUUGAAGAUUUUGCAGCUGAGCAGCAGGCACGCAAAGAAGACGAGAAGAGUUUACACCCACUGCAGUUCAUCAUGGUACAGAUCACUGCCAUAACUAAUCAAUAAUUGCGCUAAUAUUAAACAGAAGAUAUCCAAAGUGUACUAACAUAAGUCAGCAUAAUAACCAAGAACCAAAACCAAAAUACCAUUUAAAACAGCCAUCAACAUUCCUAAAAUAAACAUUUAAUAUAUAACCACUGAUUGCUAUUCCAAGUAAUAAACUGGAUCAUUGGUAUUUUUAAGUCUAAGCGUCAAGAAUAAUCUACACUUGCAACAGCACAAAUUAGUUAUAAACAAAACUUACGGAAACCUAAACUGUAAGCCGGAGCAGCAGCAUAAAACUCUUGGGUUGUAAUUUAAGUAAACAAAAAAGGAACUCCGAAGAAUAUAUAAAAAUAACGCUAAGUAUAAUUUACUAAAAAUGAAUUCGAAAUAAAAGUAACAAACUGAAAGUGGAGAGAAUUAAUAAAUAUUUCAAUACUCGCCAUAAAACUUAGGCAGCUAUAAGCAGUACAAUAUCGUACCAAAUACAGUAGCAACGCGAAUUUUAUUUUAUGCAGCACUGAGACACACAUCAACGCACUAAAGCUGCAACAGGAAGUGAAAGCUUGUUUUGCGAAAUCAACAAAGCUCUGCCACUAACUGCAAGGAAGUAAAUCGAGGUUAAAUCUGCGCAAAUGCGUAAAAAUGGUGUCGAUCGAGGGCGAAGACGAUCACAAACGCCAUAAUGUGAGUAAAAGCGCCAAAAAUGCAACGCUGCGAAAGCUUAGCGCAGAAAACGGUGAAAGUGCGAAGCCUAGAAUAAGGAAAAGUAGCAGAAGUAGCAGCAACAACAAACGCAAUGUCACUUAUUUGCAUUUUUUACGCAAAACUCGUAGAAAAAGCAACAAGCACAGCUUUAAAGCAACCUCGCCUACCACAAAUGCACGAAAAUGGCAAGCGUUAAGCGCAUAUUUGCAAAAGCUGCUGGUCGCGCAUAAGAGGAACUACAGCGUGGCUGCGUCAAGCUUUCACGACGCGAAAAGUUUAGAGAACUUGCAUUUAAGUGAAAGCUCUGCCGCAAAAUGCAUAAGCAAUAUGAGUAUAUGGAACAAUCACUUGAGUUUAGAAGAUGCGAAAGACAGUGAUGAAAUGAAGCGAAUAUAUGGCAUGGCGCGUAGCAAGAGUGCGUCGAGCUUAAGCAGUAAAAGUAGCAGCACUUCGCAGCCACAAUCGAGUUGUAGUGGUGAAAGUGACAGUCCCGUGAAAGCUGAAGGAAAGCACAGCGGCAAUCAGAGCGGGAAAAACUGUUACAAUGCUGGCCAUAAGCGCUGCAGAAUCGACUGGCCUGACAAAAACCACAACUAUAUAAUUAUAAGCAAUAACCAUGAACCAAAUGGCAGCUAUAUUAGAAGGCCGCAAUUAACCGAAAGACUGUGCACACGCAAAAAAAGACGCUUGCGGCGGCGUCGAAAAAGAAAGGACACUCAUCGCGCAGAAAACCUAAUUCAUUGUCUAGACGUAGCUAGCGAGCAACAGCUAGUAAACACAUCUUCAUCAAUAGUAUCGACACUUAACGCACAACAGGAAUCACAACAAACUUCAACUGAUUCACAAGCACAACCAACAACAAUAGCGACAGCCACAGCGCCAACGCCAGCAAGCACAAAUCACAACAUGCUCGAGAGCAUGUCAGUAACCGCUGAGUUAUUGUCGUUGGCAAAAAUAACUGCAGCGCAAAAGUAUAUGUCGCCAGCUAGCGAGACACUUCCAAAACUUAGCAAUUCUCUUAAGCACCGCAAUAAAAGUUGCUGUAGCAGCAAUGCAACUACUGUGCAACAGCAAGCAAAGAGAGGCAAUAAAGGUGCAACAAUAAAAGCCACGCCGUCAGCUUCAUCGGCAGCACUCGCCGCAACGCCUGCCAUACGCUUGCCGGCAUUUUAUGCAGCCAACACGUUGCGCCUCUUCUUAACCGCAUUGACAACACUGAUUGCCAGCACAACACCCACGACGUUCACAGCCACGAAAUACUCAUGGAUAUUUUUGUGGAUAUAUGUGAAUUUAACUGCUAGAGUUGGUCUAGCAGGAUAUCAUGAAAAGAGACUGCUACAUGAUCUAUUAGAUCCUUAUAAUACUCUAGAGCGUCCGGUUUUAAACGAGUCGGAUCCAUUACAAUUAAGCUUUGGUUUAACUUUAAUGCAAAUUAUCGAUGUGGAUGAGAAGAAUCAGUUGCUCGUCACGAAUGUUUGGCUGAAAUUGGAGUGGAAUGACAUGAAUCUCCGUUGGAAUACAUCCGAUUAUGGUGGCGUUAAAGAUUUACGCAUACCGCCGCAUCGGAUAUGGAAACCGGAUGUGCUGAUGUACAACAGCGCUGACGAGGGUUUCGAUGGCACAUAUCAAACGAAUGUGGUGGUGCGCAAUAACGGUUCGUGCUUAUAUGUGCCGCCGGGCAUAUUCAAGUCCACAUGCAAAAUCGACAUCACGUGGUUUCCAUUCGAUGAUCAGCGCUGCGAAAUGAAAUUCGGCAGUUGGACAUACGAUGGAUUUCAGCUGGACUUGCAAUUACAAGAUGAAACUGGCGGUGAUAUCAGCAGUUACGUGCUCAACGGCGAGUGGGAACUAUUGGGUGUUCCUGGCAAGCGUAACGAGAUCUACUACAACUGCUGUCCCGAACCAUAUAUCGACAUCACCUUCGCGAUCAUCAUUCGUCGUCGCACGUUGUACUAUUUUUUUAAUUUGAUCAUACCGUGCGUGCUGAUCGCAUCGAUGGCGCUGCUGGGCUUCACGCUGCCACCGGAUUCGGGAGAAAAGCUAUCGCUGGGUGUUACUAUUCUGCUUUCGCUCACCGUCUUCCUCAACAUGGUGGCUGAAACAAUGCCAGCCACAUCCGAUGCCGUGCCACUGUUAGGUACAUAUUUCAAUUGCAUAAUGUUUAUGGUAGCUUCAUCCGUUGUGUCAACGAUUUUAAUAUUAAAUUAUCAUCAUCGAAAUGCUGAUACGCACGAAAUGUCCGAAUGGAUACGCAUCGUAUUUUUAUGUUGGCUGCCAUGGAUUCUACGCAUGAGUCGUCCUGGUAGGCCCCUGAUACUGGAAUUCCCCACGACACCGUGCUCGGACACAUCAUCGGAACGGAAGCAUCAGAUAUUGUCCGAUGUUGAACUGAAGGAGCGCUCUUCGAAAUCGCUGCUCGCCAACGUUCUGGACAUCGACGAUGAUUUCCGACACAACUGCCGACCGAUGACGCCCGGCGGCACUUUGCCCCACAAUCCCGCAUUCUAUCGCACCGUUUAUGGUCAAGGCGAUGACGGCAGCAUCGGUCCGAUCGGUAGCACCCGCAUGCCGGAUGCCGUUACGCAUCACACUUGCAUCAAAUCAGCAACGGAAUAUGAACUAGGUUUAAUUUUGAAGGAAAUUCGCUUUAUAACCGAUCAGCUACGCAAAGAAGACGAGGAAAAUGACAUUGCCAAUGAUUGGAAAUUCGCAGCUAUGGUCGUUGACAGACUGUGCCUUAUCAUAUUCACAAUGUUCACAAUAUUAGCCACAAUAGCUGUACUACUAUCAGCACCACAUAUUAUUGUCUCGUAGCCAUAUGAGCGAGGUUAUUGUUAUUGGUUUUAUUAUAAAAUCAAUUUGUUAAUUAUUAAAUUAAUAACGAAAAUUUUUA
Bactrocera tryoni is the source of this 4170-nucleotide messenger RNA. Its product is annotated as neuronal acetylcholine receptor subunit alpha-7-like. Gene Ontology annotation, cellular component: neuron projection; postsynaptic membrane; synapse. The coding region runs from base 1215 to 4091 and encodes 958 amino acids. Lineage: Eukaryota; Metazoa; Arthropoda; Insecta; Diptera; Tephritidae. Gene Ontology annotation, biological process: monoatomic ion transmembrane transport; nervous system process; chemical synaptic transmission. Gene Ontology annotation, molecular function: transmembrane signaling receptor activity; acetylcholine-gated monoatomic cation-selective channel activity. The record is from RefSeq and is a predicted model, not a curated record. The transcript is spliced from 13 exons.